UUUUCCCAGUGAACAAAAUCUCGCGAGAAGUGGCGAUCCCGAUGUGCACGCGAUGAUUUGAGACCCGCGCGUGUCUGUGGAAAUGCUUCAGUUUGCACAACAAAGGAAGAGCAGAGAAUCGGCAGAAGAGGGGGGUGAAACAGUAGGAGUAUGUAAGGCGCUGGAUAGGCACUCGGUUUGGCUAUAUAAGGAUAUUUUGCGUGCGUCAGGGUGUUAUUCAGUGUUAUUCAACCUUAUUCAGUUCUCAGAUCAUUCAUGAUGAUGUGUUAUGAAAGGCACGAGCGCUGAGCGGUCCUCCAGAAAGGGCGCGCGCAUUCACCUGGCGGUCGGCUUCAUAACGCCUCUAUAACGCUGUGAGUUCACUGCUGAGGUUUCUUUACGCAUGGAUUUGGCUUAGGAUUGGUGUAGUGAGGUUAAAAGCAACUGAUGAGAAAGUUGCAUCACAGCAUUUGACCUGAGCACACAGGACGGACUCUGAGCCACACCGUUGCUUUGUAGAAAUUAUGGGAAAUGGAUAAACUCACCAUUAUUUCAGGAUGUCUGUUUCUUGCAGCCGAUAUUUUUGCAAUUGCCAGCAUUGUGAACCCAGACUGGAUCAACACUGGAGAAGAAGAAGCUACAGCGAAGACAAACAAUCUCUUCAUUGCCAGAGGUGCUCUGACCAUGGGGCUGGUUCGGCAGUGUCAGACGAUUCAUGGGCGGGACAGGAUAUGUUCACCCCCGAGCCUUUCCCCAGAAUGGCUCGCCACGCUCUUCUUUAUAAUCCUGGGCAUCAUUUCACUGUCCAUCACUUGCGCUUUGUUGGUGCUGUCACACUGGCAUCAGGAGACAGCGAAGUAUGCCCGCUGGAUCGCUUUCACAGGAAUGGUCCUGUUCUGUCUGGCAGCUCUUAUAUUUCCAACUGGAUUUUAUAUCAGUGAAGUCGGUGGACAACCUUACAAGUUACCCAACAGCACUGUUGUGGGAUCUUCAUAUGUACUUUUUGUCUUAUCAAUAUUUUUCACAAUCGUUGGACUGUUGUUUGCUGGAAAAGUCUGUCUGCCUGGCUGACAAAAAAGCAUCAUCACUAACGUGUUUGUUGCAAGCUAUAGAACUUUGUGCAAAGCAUGGGGUUCCAUUUUUAAGAACGUGAAAGAGUUGCUCUUAAACCAACCCACAAAGACUGACAAGAUUUUAUAUGCACUAUGUCAAGACUUGUGUAUUAGAGAUGCACUAUAUCACUGGCGCCGAUGAACUUAUCUGUUCAAUAUUGUCUUCUACUGAUCAUUAUUUUUAAAGGAUUCAGUUCUAUUGUGUUCUUUUAACAUCAUCCUUGUGAUUGUUAUCCUUGAUGUCAUGGCAUGUGAAAACAAUUAUUUAAAUACAAUGCACAUUUUUUGGCAUAAAGGUAAAAGCAGGUGACAAAGAAUACUGCUUGCCCAAGCUGAAAAAGUGUUCGUGCUGUACAGGAAAAGUGUUUUCAAGCCACAAUACCAACUCUGUCCUUCUCUUCCAGGAUGAAAUCUCAGCCUGUUAUUUAUAGCUGAACUCCUGUGCCACUUUCAGUUUUAUCCAUCUAUUUGUGAGAUUCAUCUGUGUAUGAAUCGGUCUCGUUUCCUUGGCAACAGCCAGCAUUUAGAGAAAAGAAAUGAAAAGUGAGAAAUUUC
Messenger RNA from Pangasianodon hypophthalmus (striped catfish), 1646 nucleotides. It is a transcript of the gene mosmob, whose product is annotated as modulator of smoothened b. Bases 511 to 1050 code for a protein of 179 amino acids. Gene Ontology annotation, cellular component: Golgi apparatus; ciliary membrane. The transcript has 4 exons. Gene Ontology annotation, biological process: negative regulation of smoothened signaling pathway. Lineage: Eukaryota; Metazoa; Chordata; Actinopteri; Siluriformes; Pangasiidae. The record is from RefSeq and is a predicted model, not a curated record.